Molecule: messenger RNA, 690 nt
Organism: Lycium ferocissimum
Lineage: Eukaryota; Viridiplantae; Streptophyta; Magnoliopsida; Solanales; Solanaceae
Product: protein TIFY 5A-like
Exons: 3
Coding region: 124-504 (126 amino acids)
Biological process (GO): regulation of jasmonic acid mediated signaling pathway; response to wounding; regulation of defense response
Cellular component (GO): nucleus
Source: RefSeq, a predicted model, not a curated record
CUUCAUUCUCUCUUCAUAUAAAAACUUGAUCCAAACUUCUAAAUAAAUCUUGAUCUUAAUCUUUUUUAGUUGAUUCUUUCUCUUCCUGCUCCAUUCAUUCAAUAUUCCCAUAUUUUGAAGAAGAUGAGGAGAAAUUGUAACUUGGAACUCAGGCUUAUGGCUCCUUCUCUUUCACCUUUUUCUCCUAAGAAUUGCACUACCCCUUACUUCUCAAUGGAGGAUAAAGAAAACACAGAAUUAGAGAAGCAAGCGCAACAACAGCUAACCAUAUUUUACAAUGGAAAACUUGUGGUUUCUGACGCUACUGAGCUUCAGGCAAAAGCUAUAAUAUACCUUGCAAGUAGAGAAAUGGAGGGGAAAACAAAGAAGAUUCUAUCACCAAUUUCAGAGCCGUCAUCACCAUUGUUACAACCUCAAACUGGUCUUUUUAUGAAGAGAUCUCUACAAAGAUUUCUACAGAAGAGAAAAAACAGAAUUCAAUCAACUUCACCCUAUCAUCACUAGCUUCUAGUGAUGAACUUUGCCUUAAUUUAGUUCAUUAUUUGUAAAUAUAUUUUGUAUUUCGGUAUGACUAAUUUAAUUGUAUCUGUGAGAGCUAGAAAGGAAUAGUUUUUUGAUAAGUGGAUUUCAGCAAGUACAACACAAGUAUAUCACUUAUUUUUUCAAAUAUGGAAAUACAAAUUUUUCUCA